UAUUCUUUCUCUUCCGGUUGUCGUCCCGGACGUGUGGCAGAUCACCAGAGUCAAAAUGGCAAAGUCAAAGAACCACACAACACACAACCAGUCUCGUAAAGCCCACAGGAAUGGCAUCAAGAAGCCCAGAUCUCAGCGCUACGAGUCCCUGAAGGGGGUGGACCCCAAGUUCCUGCGGAACAUGCGCUUCGCCAAGAAGCACAACAAGAAGGGCAUGAAGGCAGCGAGGAAGGCCGCCGCAGCCUCCAAAUAAUGCAGUGCUGUCAGGACCGCCCGCAUCGUCAACGUUCCACAGACUGAGUUCCCAUCGUCACAAUAAAGCUUUGCUUUCAUAACAAAA
Messenger RNA from Lampris incognitus (smalleye Pacific opah), 340 nucleotides. RefSeq names its product ribosomal protein L29 (gene rpl29). The record is from RefSeq and is a predicted model, not a curated record. Lineage: Eukaryota; Metazoa; Chordata; Actinopteri; Lampriformes; Lampridae. Bases 56 to 253 code for a protein of 65 amino acids. The transcript is spliced from 4 exons. Gene Ontology annotation, cellular component: cytosolic large ribosomal subunit; ribosome. Gene Ontology annotation, molecular function: structural constituent of ribosome. Gene Ontology annotation, biological process: cytoplasmic translation.